Messenger RNA from Hippocampus zosterae (dwarf seahorse), 3819 nucleotides. Its product is annotated as dynein axonemal intermediate chain 1-like. Gene Ontology annotation, biological process: outer dynein arm assembly; cilium movement. Lineage: Eukaryota; Metazoa; Chordata; Actinopteri; Syngnathiformes; Syngnathidae. Bases 1307 to 3364 code for a protein of 685 amino acids. Gene Ontology annotation, molecular function: dynein light chain binding; dynein heavy chain binding. The transcript has 20 exons. The record is from RefSeq and is a predicted model, not a curated record. Gene Ontology annotation, cellular component: outer dynein arm.
CCUCAAAUAUUGUAUGUUAUACAUUAUAUUCAAUUCCACGCGAACUGGUACCCUGGUAGAAGAAAGUGAAUGUAAAAGACGAUUUGGAAAUUGGUGUGGAAACAACAUUUGUUACUGGUACAUUUAUUUCGUUGUGUUCAUUUAUACUGAACAGUUUGCCAAUGAAUUUUGCUCAAAUAUAAUGAGAUUCAUAUCAUUUAAAUCUUGAAAGGCUAUCUCAAUAUACGUUAUGUGUCCCUAAAGUCACCAUACAUUUCCUUUUUUUUUUUCAAUUUUGGUUCCGGGAUCAUUCGGACAGACGUCAGUAUAUCAUCAUUUGACAGCGUAGGCUGUACAGUCUUGUAAGCAUAUCAUUCUCGUGUCAAAGUCUCUCAAAAGGAUCGUGUUUCUGAAUGUUUAUGGCUAUCACACUGCCGGAGUACAAUUUACAGUACACUAUUCAUGUCAAGGUUUUGGUUCCUGACAUGAAAUACAGCAGAAGGCUUGAUACUACCAUCACUGACUCAAAAUACCACCCUCCCAGAGCAGGCAAAAGUCAGGGAAAGUCUAUUUGGACGGUUGCAAUGGAACUCAGAAUAAACAAACACUAGAUUCAGCAGAGAGUGUUGAAAACAUUGCCUGUACCGACUUCAGCUUCAAGCGGAAGGUUAUGAUGCUCAACAACCUGAAGCACAAAUUGUAUAGCGCGUUGGAUCAGUGCGGCUGUCAUAAAACUUCUGAAAAUGCCGCUGAGCUGCAGGCAGAGAAAGAAAACCUUCUUGCCGGGCCCUAAUUUUGCAACCCUGUUCCAAUGUCAGGAUAUGCCAAAAUAUUAAUUCUGAAAAUGAACUCAAAGUUUUCCCAGAGUUGUCCACACAGAAAUGGUCAAAACAAGACACGUAUUAAACACUCACAUGGUGGUGGCACCGACCUCCUGUAAAUAGCCCAGCUAAAGAAAACAAAAGGGGAUGACAGUGGCACAAGCGUCAAAAUGUAAAAAGUGAACUUUUCAGAUCGGAUUUGGUGGCAUGUGGACACGUGUGCUUGUUCUGUUUUGCUACUCAGAUAAAUCAGCUCAAAUGUGGUGCAUGCAUGCACUAUGGAAGCAUGUUUAUUUUGAGGAUAACUUAAGUGGGUCAAGCAGAGGUAUUAUCGGCGGGUGGCAGUAAUGCACACCACGAGUUGUUUGCGAGCUGCCAGAAGGACAAUCGAAGAAGCUCUAUUGUAGACUUGUGGUUGUCUGGGCAACCGGUAUACAACAGGGGCAGCCAAGCCUGGCUUCACCUGCUGGCACUUUGCUUUGGAUCCAAAGUUGACCCUUUUGAAGAUGCCGACCAAUAAUGCUGCAGCACCCGGGAAAAAGAAGGUGCCUGCUGCAAAGUCACAAAAAAACACCAACAAGAGAAAGGAUGAGGAAGAUGACUUUGGUGAUUAUGGCUGGGAAGAAAGGACUCAUGGCAAACUUACGAAACCUGCUGAUCAACUGGAUCUUACUGAAGCUGAGCUGAAGGAGGAAGUCACAAGGAUUCUGACAGCCAGAAAUCCACACGCGCCGCAAAAUAUCGUCCGAUACAGCUUCAAGGAAGGUGCUUUCAAGCUGACCAGUGUUGUUGAUCAGCUGGCUGUCCACUUUGUCCUGGAUGGUUGUCUCAUUCAUCAGGACUCUGAUGAGGCUCGCAGGCUGGCAGCCCAUGAAGACCUUCCUGAAGAGACAACAACGGUUGAUACCGGAGUCGAGCCUGAUGAGGGAAAAACAGAAACACUGGAUGAGUCUGGAGAUGGAGGUGAGGAUGAGGAUGCUGGAGAAGAUGAAAGGCCAGAUAGCGUUGCCUCCAAAACAAAUGAGCAGGAGCCAAAAUGUACAAACCAGUUCAAUUUCAUCGAAAGAGCUUCGCAAACACUCAAUAAUGCACUGCGGGAUAGAAGCUGCCAGACGGUACCGCCUCCACGCUGCAACUAUUCGGCCACCGCUACUCAGUGGGAGAUAUAUGAUGCGUACACGGAGGAGCUGCAGAAACAAGAAAUGAAAAAAGACAAGCAGAGAGCCUUCCAAAUAAAGAAAGAUGGUGACCAGAACAAAAAGAAGAUAUUGAAUGACACACCGAGUGAUGACAUCACACCGAUGGCCAUGCCAGUCACACUGUUGGAGCGAAUGGUCAAUCAGAAUACAUGCAAUGACAUAGCGCAAGAUUUCAAAUACUUUGAGGAUGCGGCGGAUGAAUUUAGGGAGCAAGAGGGCACUCUUCUUCCCUUGUGGAAGUUCCAGUACGACAAAGCCAAAUGGAUGUGCGUCACAGCACUCUGCUGGAAUGAGAAAUAUCCCGAUUUUUUUGGUGUGGCCUUGGGAUCUUAUGACUUCAGCAAACAGGGCCGCGGGAUGCUUCUCUUCUACACCUUGAAGAACUCCACCUUCCCCGAGUACAUCUUCCCAACAGGUUCUGGCGUCCUGAGCCUCGACAUUCAUAAGCGACGUUCCUAUUUGGUGGCCGCCGGUUUCUAUGAUGGCUGCGUUUGUGUGUACAACUUGAAGAAGAAGGGACCGGAACCCGAAUACAAGAGCAAUGCGAAAACUGGCAAGCACACUGACCCUGUCUGGCAGGUACGAUGGCAGAAUGACGACAUGGACAACAAGCACAAUUUCUAUUCUGUGUCCUCAGAUGGCCGUGUUGUGUCAUGGACACUCAUUAAGAAUGAGCUGGUCUUCUCAGACACGAUCAGGCUCACGGUGGCUGAUGCUGUGUUGGACGGUCCUAAUUGCAGCACUGUUGGCGGUACAUGCUUUGACUUCCACAAACAGACCGACUCUCUUUUUGUCGUUGGCACUGAGGAGGGUAAAAUACAUAAGUGCUCCAAAAAUUACUCCAACCAGUUCCUCGAGACUUACGCUGCCCACAACAUGGCAGUGGAUGCCGUGAAGUGGAAUCCUUACCACCCAAAGGUUUUCAUAUCUUGCAGCUCAGACUGGACCGUCAAGAUCUGGGACCAUACCGUCAACACUCCCAUGUUCACAUUUGAGCUCAACGCUCCAGUUGCUGAUGUGGCCUGGGCACCACACUCCUCCACGAGCUUUGCUGCUGUCACCACAGAAGGAUUGGUCCACGUUUUUGACCUGAGCAUCAACAAAUAUCAGGCUAUCUGCCAACAGCCGGUGGUGGCAAAAAAUAAGACCAAACUGACUCACAUUGAAUUUAAUCCUGUCCAUCCCAUCAUCAUCGUGGGAGACGACAGAGGCUCUGUCAUCAGCCUGAAACUGUCCCCAAACCUCCGUAAGAAACCAAAGGGCAAGAAAGGUCAAGAGCUGCCCGAAGGUCCUGAAGUAGAAACGGCCAAGAUGGAGAAGCUUCUCAACCUACUGAGGGACUCGGAGCAAAGCAGUGUCAUGUGACCCCUCACCGUUUCCUUGUCGCCACGUGUCCAAGAAGUCAGUGCAAAAAAAAAAAAAAAAAGACGUCACUUCUGCCCUGCAUGUCAAUUUAUUAUCUUUUUUAACUUCCAGCAUGAAUGUAACAGGUGUUUUUUAAUUACAUUUUAUUCAUUCGUUUGUCAUUAUGAUGCUAGUUUUCUAUCCAUUUCGAGUAGUUGAUCAAAUUGCCAUUAAAAUGCACAGAGGGGUGACACCUGAUGUAUUUUGAAAAAAAAAAAAUCACCCUUUGUCUUACCCUCUUCAUCAAGGCUGGUGCCUAACAAACAAAUCACUCAUAUUCAAUUAUAAAGUGCAUUUAUUUAUACCCGGUAGCACUUGUUACAUUAAACGGGCAGUAUUAGCGCUGCAGUGCACUUCAGCGGUAAUUCACAACGGCAAUUCCAUAUGUACCAAACAAGUAGAGUGCGCGAGAGUGA